Ichthyophthirius multifiliis is the source of this 694-nucleotide messenger RNA. RefSeq lists its product as hypothetical. The transcript has a single exon. The annotation marks the transcript as partial. Lineage: Eukaryota; Ciliophora; Oligohymenophorea; Hymenostomatida. The record is from RefSeq and is a predicted model, not a curated record.
UAAAAAACAUAUAUUUUUCUACAUAAUAUAAUAUUCUUAAAAAAGCAAUUUUUUAUCAUUUAAUUUAUUUUCUAAAAAAUACAUAAAAAGUUCUUUUAAUGACAAAAAGUUUGAUAAAAGUUAUUAAUUUUCUAUUUUUCUUAUAAUUUUCGAACUAUUUCUAACUUAAAUUUCAUAUUAAAGAUAUUAAAAAGAAUUUAAAAAAGCCUUAAAUUCACAAAAGUUUUAAAUCAGAAAUUUCUAAUUAUUAAAAAAACCAAAAAUUUAACAUUAUUAAAUAUCUUAUUAUUGAAAAUUUAAGAUUUUGAAUUCGAAUUCAGUUUACAAAACUAAGCCUUAUUUUGGAAAAAAACUAACUUCGAUUUCUUUUUUUUUACAUUCUUAAAAAUUUUCCAAUUAAAACCCAAAAAAACACACUUGACAAAAAUUUCCUAAAAAAUCACAUUUUUGACAAUUUUUUAUUGUACACAGACAUUUAUUUUCUAUAAAUUUUAACGAUCCUAUACAUUAUUCACAUUAUUCUAUUGAUAUACAUUUUAUGCAGUUUUAUGGGCAUUAAAGACAUGUUUUUGUCAAUUGAUUAAAAUAAUAGUAUUCUGGACAUGUUGGAAUACAUUAUUCGGUAGUUUCGUCAAAAUUAUAGUCACAUUAUAUACAAUCUUCUUCGUUUAAUAGUUAUGCUUGGUUACAUUGU